GAAACUAGGAUUACAGGUAUCCGACAGGUGAAGGUUGCUCUCGCCCCUCUCUGUGUUCAAACCAUCUGUACCAUCUUACUCAGAACCGCACGAUGUCCGUUAAAAGACAAGAAUCUGGGUAUGUGGACAACUGGCAGGCAAGGAAGACUCUUACACAGUGUAAUCUGCGCAUGCUCGAAACCGAAGACUUCAGUGACGUCACCUUCCGGGUGGGAUCACAGCAACAGGUGGUCCGAGCUCACCGUUAUGUUCUUGUCAGUCGCAGCUGUGUGUUCCAUGCCAUGUUCUGUGGCCCCCUGGCGGAGAAAGGGGAGGUGACCAUCCCGGAUAUUGAUGCAGACAUCUUCAAGGAAUUCUUAAGGUAUAUAUACACAGACGAGGCCCGAAUCGACGCUGAAACAGAUCACCGGACUAAUGUACACAUCCAGGAAAUACUCUUGAUGCACUGUCACGAUCUCUGUCUUGCCAGUGGUUUCAUCAUUCGCAGCAAGUGA
Molecule: messenger RNA, 494 nt
Organism: Haliotis rubra (blacklip abalone)
Lineage: Eukaryota; Metazoa; Mollusca; Gastropoda; Lepetellida; Haliotidae
Product: BTB/POZ domain-containing protein 6-like
Exons: 4
Coding region: 93-494 (133 amino acids)
Biological process (GO): neurogenesis
Cellular component (GO): cytosol
Molecular function (GO): protein binding
Source: RefSeq, a predicted model, not a curated record